Anisakis simplex (herring worm) is the source of this 325-nucleotide messenger RNA. The record is from the annotation of a GenBank genome assembly. NCBI's taxonomy places the organism in Eukaryota, Metazoa, Nematoda, Chromadorea, Rhabditida, Anisakidae.
UAUUCAGGGUUGGGGAAGUCCAAGGAAGAACACAACCGCAUCAAAGGAGUCAUCCGGCUAUGGUUCAGGCAGUUCCGAAUCGGAUCCGGAAUUUGAUCAGUUGUUGCACACAUUGAGGGAAGGUGUAAGCACAGAGAAUGGACGAUUAUCGCGACAAUUGAACGAAAUUCAAUCGAAAAUUCGAUCCAGAAAUGCUGGUUUGGAAAAGAGUAGACGAAGGAGUGUACCUGCGUAUCUACGAGAAGCUUUCCCCAAGAUUUUUUUGCAAGUUGCACCAAGCGAUUUGCUCUAUGCGCAAAGUAAAAUUUCACUCGGUCUCGAUUGA